Phymastichus coffea is the source of this 2703-nucleotide messenger RNA. It is a transcript of the gene Lmx1a, whose product is annotated as LIM homeobox transcription factor 1-beta-like. The coding region runs from base 369 to 1715 and encodes 448 amino acids. Lineage: Eukaryota; Metazoa; Arthropoda; Insecta; Hymenoptera; Eulophidae. Gene Ontology annotation, cellular component: nucleus. The transcript is spliced from 4 exons. Gene Ontology annotation, molecular function: DNA-binding transcription factor activity, RNA polymerase II-specific; RNA polymerase II transcription regulatory region sequence-specific DNA binding. The record is from RefSeq and is a predicted model, not a curated record. Gene Ontology annotation, biological process: regulation of transcription by RNA polymerase II; neuron differentiation.
ACUGCCAAGUCGGAUGCGCUCUCGUGCGCUCGUCGCUCGUCGCUCGUUUCUUUCCUCAACUUCAACUUGUUCUCGGCCGCACAAGUGCUGUCCGCCUGCGUUAACUAACUUUCGGAACAAACGUAUUUUUUGUUUCGACCUUUUUUUACGUCCUAGUAGUGCCAGGUUUAUUCAUCUGCGUCACAUCAAGAUUGGCCAAUCAAACGUCAACGAGCGACGUAUUCUUCUCCGAUCGCUCUUCACAUGACUCCUUGAUAAUGACCGACGGUGGGGCCAGUCAAUGUAAAGGGUCGUGACGCAAGCGCGAGAUCGCAUUUUUGUAAAUUUCCCGUCAGUCCUACGUGCUUCACAAACAUUCAUACCUGAACAUGUUGGAACAUUACAAUCCCUUGGUGCAAGCACCACUGAACAAUGUCAGCGAAGUGGCCAUGGGCACAGCGAUGUCAGCAGGCCCUCCGAUCACCUUCAGGCAAGCGGCUAACAAUAACAUUGGAGAUGUUGGUUGUGCAGAGGGAACGAUCUCGGUGAAGCAAGAGUCGAACCUGCUGGAGGGCGUGUGCGCGAGUUGCGGCCGAGUGAUAACCGACCGCUACGUCAUGAGGGUGAACGAGCGCAACUACCACGAGAGCUGCCUGUCGUGCGCCGAGUGCGCGACGCCGCUGUCGCACUCGUGCUACGCGCGCGACUGCAAGUUCUACUGCAAGCAGGACUACCAGCGCAUCUACGCCACCAAGUGCGCGCGCUGCCAGCAGAAGAUCGAGUCGAGCGACCUGGUGAUGAAGGUCAACAUGCAGUCCAUCAGCAGCCGCGCCGACCUGUCCAUCUUCCACGUGGAGUGCUUCGUCUGCUGCAUCUGCGGCGAUCCCCUGGUCAGGGGCGCCCACUUCAUUCUCAGGCAGGGGCUGCCGCUCUGCAAGCGCGAGUUCCACAACGACAUCUUCAACAUGAACAGUCCUCAAGAUGACGACUUGUUGGACGACAGCAGACCACGCGACGGCAGGCGAGGUCCGAAACGACCAAGGACUAUUCUCACGUCGGUCCAGAGGCGUCAGUUCAAAGCAUCGUUCGAAGUGUCGCCAAAGCCAUGCCGUAAAGUACGGGAAGCUCUGGCCAAAGACACUGGGCUUAGCGUCAGAGUUGUACAAGUUUGGUUCCAAAAUCAGAGGGCAAAAAUGAAAAAGCUUCAACGCAAAGCCAAAACAGAGUCGGGCUCGGAUAAGGAACCCAAAGAGGAAAGGAAACCAGAAAGCCCGCACAGCGAUCACAGUGAGACUUUUCAUUUAUCUAUCUUCUACUGUCAUUUUCUAGAUGAACGUUCUUCUAAAUAUUUCUUUCAAGGUCAUUACAUGAAUGCCUUGUCAAUGCGUGAUGGAGAGUCUUCUAAUUUCACCUCAGCCACACAGCCACUCAAUCCGAAUAACCCGUACUCGCCAGACGACGCAUAUCCGGGUCAUUCCGGUGAUAGCUAUUGCAGUAGCGACAUAUCAAUCGACGGUACAGAAGCGGGUUUCGAGUUGGGUGAAAGCGAAAAUAAUGGUGGUCCAGAUGGAAGUCACCAAGGUGGUUCGCACUCUCAUCAUUCGAGCGGCGGACCUGGUGGGCCCGGUCCUGAAAUGUCAUCUCUAUCUCAAAGUCUUCACUCGGCCAUACACAACCCUAUUGACAACCUGUUUAGAAUGUCGACCAACUAUUUUAGUGGCACCGAACAUCAAUAAAUUUUUAAUAUCGCUUGACUUCCAUCGUGCUCGGGAUCGCAAAUAAUUUAUAUAUUUUCUCAAUGUUGCUCUCGUUAAAUAGAAUUGCAAUAUACUAUAAGCUAAUGCUACAUUUUCUAAAAUUAUCUUUCGGAUUCAUAAUAUUCUUACAUUCCGCAUUAAUUAUUAGUUGAACUGAUUACAUAAUUUUUGAAAAAUUCACAAAUACGUUGAAUUUCCUGGUUUUAAUUUUUUAUUAUUAUUCAAUAUUUAUUCAAAUAAUAUUUUUUAUCGAAGAGCUACGCUACAUUAAUUGUUAUGUUUUACUUGAUAUUUUUUGUUAGAAUCUUUUUGUAAAAUCAAACACUGCGCGACAUGCUUAUUUCACUUUCCUUACAAAUGAUCGUUCUGUUUUGAGGAUAUGAGGAUUCUGGACAUUAAAUAAUAUAAUUGAACAAAUAGUUACAUUAAAAAGAAACAAAAUAAUAAAAAAAAUUGUUAUAUAUUCAAAGAAAAAUUAAUCCCGUAAGUUGUACAAUUAAGCGGUAUUUCUGGGAUCCUUGACGCAACCGUUCAAAAUGUAAAUCAUGAAAGAAAGUGUUUAAGAUAGCUUUAUAUAUAGUAGAUCAUAAGAAUGCGUUUAUAAAGUUAUAAAAUUCGCGUUGAUUUAUUUACUCAUUCAUACUUAUUAUUGAUCUUUCAAAUUAUAAAUUACUGAAUUGAAUAUCAUAAAAUGUAAGUAUUACUGUAAUCAUUGUCAGAAAAUCAUGUCAUCAAUGAUCAGCAGCUAAAAAUUGUGGGCAUCAUCAAAAAGUAAAAUGUACGACUUUAAUUAAAAUUUGUCGUUUGAUAAACUGUAAAAUCAUCGGCUCGAUAAAAAAAUUUUGAAACAGAGUGAAAAAGAGAGAUAAAGAUUACAGCAGGCUGCGCUUAUGAUUGCGUCACAAUUUAUACCAUUAUAGAAUAAAAUCUUUAAAUUAUAAUUCUUUGUUUUUCUGUGUCUUUAAAU